AUGAAAUUUCCAAUAGAAAACCCAAGGAAACAAGUUAACUGGGACCCCGAACAAGUGGCGGUCCAGACCAACUUGGUCCCUCCCAAAAAGGUCCAGCCUGGCAUGGCGAAGUCCAGUCUAGUCCAGGCCAGUGUGGCCACCAUGCAGAACCCCAUGGGCUGUGACCCUAAGACCAACGGCCACUGUCCACUGCCACGUCUGUCCAUCUCCUCCCGCUCGGCCAGCGUGGUGGCCAGCAUGGACGCCAGCUGCGACGGCUCGGCCGCUGCGCUCCACUCGGUGAUGAAGUGGAAGACGGUGCUGGCGGUGUUCAUCGUGGUCGUUCUCUACCUGGUUUGCGGAGGGCUGGCGUUCAAUGCCCUGGAGCAGCCGUUUGAGAGCAACCAGAAGACCAGCAUCACUCUGGAGAAGGCUUCUUUCCUGGAGAGACACCCCUGCGUUACUCCUGAUGAGCUGGAGGCGCUCAUCAAGCAUGCCAUAGAUGCUGUGAGUGCGGGAGUGAGUCCUAUUGGAGACACAUCCUACAAUUCCAGCUAUUGGGACCUGGGCAGCGCCUUCUUCUUCGCUGGAACUGUCAUCACAACCAUAGGUUAUGGAAACAUAGCUCCAAGCACGGAGGGUGGGAAAAUCUUUUGCAUCCUUUAUGCCAUAUUUGGCAUCCCUCUCUUCGGCUUCUUGUUGGCGGGGAUUGGGGACCAGCUGGGGACCAUCUUUGUCAAAAGCAUCUUGCGAGUUGAGAAGAUAUUCAGGCAAAAACACAAACAGAUCAGCCAGACUAAGAUCAGAGUGACGUCCACCAUCCUGUUCAUCCUGGCCGGCUGCAUUGUUUUCGUCACCAUCCCUGCUGUCAUCUUUAAACACAUCGAGGGCUGGACCACACUGGAGGCCAUCUACUUUGUCGUGAUCACUCUCACCACAGUGGGAAUAGGAGACUACGUGGCAGGUGGAAACAGCAGGAUCGACUACAUGAAGUGGUACAAGCCUCUGGUGUGGUUCUGGAUCUUGGUGGGCUUGGCGUACUUUGCGGCCGUCCUCAGCAUGAUCGGAGACUGGCUUCGAGUACUGUCUAAAAAGACCAAAGAGGAGGUCGGGGAGUUUAAAGCUCACGCGGCUGAAUGGAAAGCAAAUGUACGAGCAGAAUUCCGUGAAACGCGGCGGCGCCUGAGCGUUGAGAUCCACGACAAGCUCCAGCGGGCCGCCACCAUCCGCAGCAUGGAGCGCCGACAGCUUGGCCUGGAGCAGCGAGCUCACUCCCUGGACAUGCUGUCUCCAGAGAAGCGGGCCCUGUUUGCCAGCCUGGACGCCGGCCGCUUCAAGACUUCCUCCCAAGAAAGCAUCGACACCAAGCUCAACAACCUGAGGCUGAAGGGCGCCUGCGAGGCAUACGACCAUCAGGGGAGCGAGCAAACGCAGCAGACGGCGUCGUCCUCAGAGGAGAACCUCUUCAACCUGCGCUUCGGAUCCCUCACCAAGCUGGCCAGACGCAACAAGAACCGCGAGCUGCGGAGGAACAUCCCAGAGGACGCGCGGCGGGCGAGCGUGGGCAUAAACAAUGGCAGUGCCAUGCUGGGUGAGGAGAGGACGGAGGAAGAAGACGAAGACGGGGAGCCAGACGAGGAGAGCGGAGAAAGAAAAGAGGGAAACACCAGUCUGACAAACCUGUCGCAGUACGCAAAGGAGCGCACUAAGUUGAACGGGUUCAUACCGGUACAGGCCAAAGAUGGAGAGAACGACUAGAUACUGACAGCCCUUCAGAGACAGAAACAGAGCGAGAGAGUCGGAGAACAAGAGUGCGUGGUCCUUGGAGAUGUCGAGAAAUGUGCCUUUCUGUUUCCUAUGCUUGGAUUGGAACUGCUCCCAGGAAAUUCAGUCAUCGUGCCAUAGCCAUGGGGGGAAAAUGUGUUGCCAAAAAAAUGAAUGAACAGAAGAGACAGAAGAGGCUGA
Messenger RNA from Chelmon rostratus (copperband butterflyfish), 1944 nucleotides. RefSeq names its product potassium channel, subfamily K, member 10b (gene kcnk10b). Bases 1 to 1737 code for a protein of 578 amino acids. The transcript is spliced from 7 exons. Gene Ontology annotation, cellular component: membrane. Gene Ontology annotation, molecular function: potassium ion leak channel activity. Gene Ontology annotation, biological process: potassium ion transmembrane transport; stabilization of membrane potential. Lineage: Eukaryota; Metazoa; Chordata; Actinopteri; Chaetodontiformes; Chaetodontidae. The record is from RefSeq and is a predicted model, not a curated record.